AUGGUGGGCGCGGGCUCGCUGCGCGUGCAGUCGGCGCGCGCGCUUGCCGCCGGCGUAUACACGUGCCGCGCGCACAACCGCCUGGACUCCGCCGACCACUCCACGCAGCUGCAAGUGCUGACGGCGCCGCGCGUGACGCUGGGCGGCGGCGCGCUGGCGCAGGCGCGGGCGCGCGCCGACGUGACGCUGCGCUGCGAGGCGCGUGGCCGCCCGCCGCCCGCCGUCGCCUGGCUCAAGGACGGCGACCCGCUCUCGCCCAACAGCCGCGACAUCGCGCUGCUCGACGGAACGUCUCUUCGAAUCCAAGGCGUGCUGCGAGUGGACGCGGGCAUGUUCCAAUGUGCGGCCAACUCCAUCGCUGGUAGCGCUGUGGCUGCACUGCGACUCAUAGUUCUUGCGCCAGGGGACGAUAGCAACAAGUCUCAAACAUCCCAAAAAACUAAGUUACCCCCACCAAAAGUACCUCUUUCCAACACCACUCACGACAUCUUCAAUAACCUUGUUUCCUCCGGCGGUCAAGAUCCAACCUUAGAUCCAACACCCGAAGACAUAGAUUUCCUAGGCGAGACUUCGUCGGCCUACACAUCGAUUCCGGAUGUGGAAUAUGACGAUGCGUACGACUCUGAUGGUGAUAAUUCGUUUCACGCUGCCGAAGGCUUGGAUCUGGAUGAACUUGGGCAAGGGAACGCAAGUGUCGUCUCUGCGCCAAAGGGCUUAAAGGCGGUUAUCGUGAAGCACCGAUUUGUGACACUCAGCUGGGAGGAACCGGAGCAUAAGGCUGAAGAUAUAACUGGCUAUGCGGUUGUCUACAAAGUAAAGGGAAGCGAGCGUGAGCGCAUCGCCCGCGGCAACCCUCAGCGGCAUGAGAUGAACGUCGCCUCCCUGCAGCCCAACACCACCUACCAGUUCUCGGUGAUCGCAUUCACGCAGCAUUCGCACUCGCCGGCUACUGAGGUAAUAGAAGCUACGACGGCAGAGGAGGAGCUUACGUAUGGACCACCUCAAGAUGUACGAGUCGAAGCUCUAGGUCCCCACAGUAUACGUGUUUGGUGGUCGCCACCGACACAAACUCAAAAUGGUCUCGCCUCCACGGCGCCACCUACCAGAUACGCCGUGUAUUAUACUGACUCGAUCCUGGUGCGGUGGGAGGCUCCGCCCGCGCGCACGCACCGCGGGCCGUUGACCGGCUACAAGGUGCGCUACCGCGCGCCCGGCCGCCGCGCCGAGUCGCUCACCACGCCCGCGGACGCACGUCGCGCAGAGCUGCGUGGACUUGAGACCGGCACGCUCUAUCAGGUGCGUGUGUGUGCCAUCAACGCUAACGGCUCGGGCCCGUUCAGCGAGUGGGUAUCAGUUUCCACGCAGGCCCGCGAACGUAACGAAGCUCGCGUACCUUCGCCGCCACCAAAACUCACAAAGUCGAAUUCGGAGUACGUGAUUUCAUUACGAGCGAGCAACGCGCUGGGUCUGGGCCCGGCAGUUUACGCGACGGUACGCACGCGGCCCGCUUUAGCGCCGGACGAUGAACCGGAUGACGUGGACGAUCCGGACGAUCCGGAUGAUGUGGAUGAUCCAGAACACGAAGACGACCAACCACCACUUAUACCCCCAGUUGGACUUAAGGUAAUAAUGCUGAGUGGCACAACGGCUGUUGUUUAUUGGACUGACCCCACUCUGCCUAAAGGACAGACGGCUACGGACGGCCGUCGGUACGUGGUGCGGUGGUCCACGAGCGGCGGGCGCGUGCGCACGUACAACGCCAGCGACCUCAACUGCAUGCUCGACGACUUGAAGCCGUACACAACUUAUGAGUUCGCAGUGAAACUAAUCAAAGGCGGGCGCGAGGCGGCGUGGGCGAUGCUGGUGAGCAACACGACGCUGGCGGCGGCGCCGAGCUCCGCGCCGCGGGAGCUGCGCGUGGCGCCCGCCGCCCCGCCCGCCCGCGCCGCGGACCUCAGCUGGGCGCCGCCACUCAAGCAAAACGGCCCGCUCACCGGUGAAGACUGGGGAAGGCGGCGGGCUGGCGAGCGCGACGUCCGCGUGGCUGUGGGCGAGCGCGGGCGGUGCGUGUGCUGUGCUGGCACUGGCGGCCGCGCUCGCGCUGUCACUGUGCUGCCGCCGCCACGCGCCGCCGCUGUCACCCGACACCAGGUGCGCCCCGCCCCUCGCCCUUCGCCUGUAGCGUACCGUUCGGUGCUGGCGGCCGCUCUUGCGCUUUCGCUGUGCUGCCGCUGUCAUGCGCCGCCGUUGUCGCCCGACACCAGGUGCGCCCCGCCCCUCGCCCUUUGCCUGAAGCGUACCGUUCGGCGCUGGCUGCCGCGCUUGUGCUGUCGCUGUGAUGCCGCCGCUCAUGCGCUGCCGUUGUCGCCCGACACCAGCACCUAUCAAAAAGCUUCCGCGUCGGCCGCUAUCAAGCCUCCCGACCUAUGGAUACACCAUGACCAGAUGGAACUGAAGCACAUGGACAAGAGUCUGCACAGCUCCGCCAUAUCCGCGGGCAGCGUGGACGGGCCAAACGCGCUGAUGUCUUCGACGCUGACGCUGGCGCGCGCGCCGCCCGCCGAGUACGAGCCCGCGCGCCACGCUCCGCCGCCCGCCUCGCUCGACCGCCGCCACUACGUGCCCACCUACGUCGGUGAGUCCCGCCCGCUUCGCUCAACCGCCGCCACUACGUGCCCACCUACGUCGGUGAGUCCCGCCCGCUUCGCUCAACCGCCGCCACUACGUGCCCACCUACGUCGUCGUUUUAGUUUAGCCCACAUUUCGUUUUGUUUUCGGCGUACACAAAUAGAUUCGCGGCGGUCGCCAUCUUGCGCGGGCAGUGGAAGUGACGACACGGCCAUCUUGCGCGCCUCGCCCGCUUCCGGCUCCAGCUGCAGGCGUUGCGACCGCUGCGACUACAGAACGAUGACAGGCGUGGGUGUUGGCGUGGGAGUGGGGUGCGCGGCAACGUGUGAGAGGCGGCGACAUGGUUUACCGGACCAGAGUACCCCACUGCUGGCGGGCGUGGGGCCGCUGAGCUCGCCGCAGUCAUCGCUUGCCUCGCUGCAGCACGCGCCGCAUCCGCCGCACCCGCCACACCCGCCGCCCGCACCCUGUGGGUCGGGCACGUGUCCUCUAGGCGCCGCCUGCUCAGUGCCGAGCGGCGUGGGUAGCACCGGCUCUGACGUGUACGCAUGCGCGGCCCGGGAACGUGGCCACUACGUCGCGUACGAGCCCCUGGGACACUACACACACCGAGAUUCAUUAAGCAGCGACGCGGGCGUCGGUGGAGUCGGUGGGGUCGGCGUUGGGGGAGCGGGCCCAGUGGGGGGGCUGGCCGGGGGAGGCGGAGGGGGAGGGGCCGGGUGCGCGGGCGGGUCGCUGCAGCGCAGGGCGGCGUGCGGCGCGCCGCUGCACAGCUUCACGCUGUCCGCGGACGGAUCCGACCAUUCGACACCCUCGCACUCUAAAGCAGGUAGUGUGAGAGAGACGUCGCCGUACAAAAAGAGCGCUAGUUCGUCUCCCGGGCACAUACCUAACAGAUUGCAACUCGGUGGCGGAGUUCCCCACUGUUCCGAGGAGUUGGAGCCCUUGACUCCGUCCAGGUCGACGGAGCGUCUCCAUCGUGAAAUGCAGAACCUCGAGGGUCUAAUGAAGGACCUAUCAGCUAUCACACAACAACAGUUUCACUGCUAG
Molecule: messenger RNA, 3678 nt
Organism: Parnassius apollo (apollo)
Lineage: Eukaryota; Metazoa; Arthropoda; Insecta; Lepidoptera; Papilionidae
Source: the annotation of a GenBank genome assembly